Babesia sp. Xinjiang is the source of this 1743-nucleotide messenger RNA. Its product is annotated as Cyclin-dependent kinase C-2. The transcript has a single exon. Lineage: Eukaryota; Apicomplexa; Aconoidasida; Piroplasmida; Babesiidae. Gene Ontology annotation, biological process: protein phosphorylation; positive regulation of transcription elongation by RNA polymerase II. Gene Ontology annotation, cellular component: cyclin-dependent protein kinase holoenzyme complex; nucleus. The record is from RefSeq and is a predicted model, not a curated record. Gene Ontology annotation, molecular function: cyclin-dependent protein serine/threonine kinase activity; RNA polymerase II CTD heptapeptide repeat kinase activity; ATP binding. Bases 1 to 1743 code for a protein of 580 amino acids.
AUGAACAGCGACAGCGGGAAAAAUUCUGGUGACGGUGUUACAUUUCUUUCUGAUUUGUUGAGCUGUCAAUCGGUGAAUCCGCUGUCGCUGCGGCUUCACGUUCAGGGCCGUCGCCUUUUUGAUAACAUCCGCCAUCGUCAUGCCCAGGAGCUUCUUUCACGCAUUUUAACUGAUCUGGAUCAGUUAUUGGCCGAACUGGAUGCGUCCCAGUUGGAACGUGUGUCAUCAUUUUUGACAGAUGUACCAUCCGAGGAGUCGGCCUUCCAGGACUUCGUGGGCCGCCUGUUCGGCAACGCUUCCGAAUCUGGCUCCAUAUUGUCCGUACUUCAAUGUCUUCGUGAUGUGACUGGUGGAAGUCCUGCCUUCGCACGUCUGGAGUCGGACUGGACUCUCCUUUCGCAGCUGACAUCAAAUGGAUCGGUAGAGGGAUACGUAAGCGUCGCGGAGUCGGAUCCCGCUUGUUCUAAAGACGUAAUUAAUGACCAUCGUUCGCGCAUUGAUGCUGUGUCGAAGUCGGAGUCCGUGGCAUAUACGGCGUUUCGCCGUUCUGACUUCCGCCAGGUGCGACUGCGCAACUUCGUGAAAAUUCAUCAGGUCGGCCAAGGUGCCUACGGCGAUGUGUGGCUGGCAGAGGACAUUGUGAAUCAAACGCCUGUCGCCCUAAAGAAGCUGAAGUUGAAUGAAGACCGGGAAGGCUUUCCGAAGAGUGCUAUCCGCGAGAUCGUUUUGCUCAACACUUUGAAACAUCGCAAUAUUGUAAACUUAUUAGGAAUCGCACACUCCCAGUCGGAUGUGGACUCCGGUAAGGAUCAUGUGUGGAUGGUAUUUGAGUAUUUGCCAUUUGACCUUAGCGGUUACAUCGAGGCGCUGCGCGACCCAACCGAGAAACGUGAGAAGCUGACCAAACCGUUAAUGUGGCUCUCCAUUGGCGAGAUAAAGUCUAUAAUGCGCCAACUGCUACGAGCUGUUUACUUUUGUCAUCGUAACAAUGUGCUACAUCGCGACCUCAAGACUGCAAACUUGUUAAUGGAUCAUGAUGGCACCAUAAAAUUGGCAGAUUUCGGACUGGCCCGUGUCUGCCCUACUGGCAAGGGCAUUCUUACGAAUCGUGUUGUUACGCUGUGGUAUCGCCCGCCCGAGUUGUUGCUGGGGAGUGAGAACUACGAUUCUGGCGUGGACAUGUGGAGUGUAGGUUGCAUCAUGGCAGAAUUGGUUUGCGGCACUCAUAUUUUUGCCGCUGACAAGGAGCCCGUGAUUUUGAAACUUAUAGCGGAGCGUUUGGGGUUACCCAGUGAUGCUGAUAUCAAGUUUUUGAAGACACUGCCGCUGUGGAACGAACCUCUUGCGAACCCAUUGCACCCAGAUAGACAAAGCGCAGUGGUACCUCGGAAAAAAGAGUUUGAAAAAACAUUUAAGGUAACCAACGAGUUGGGGGACGAAGGGUGGGACUUAUUACGUCAGCUAUUUGCGUGGAACCCAGCAAACCGUAUCUCAGCACGUAAAGCUCUGCAGCACCCAUGGUUCAGUGUGCAACCCCUUCCCUCCGGUCUCGUGAGUCGUGCGAAUGUGAAGGUUGCACACAGUUACAUGACUAAGAAUCAGCGCAAACGCGAGUCGCAAAAGCAGCCUUUGAGGCGUACGGAAUACGUGAAAUAUGCUAACACGGGAGACAUCCGUCGUGCCUUAGAGAAACAACGCGCAAAUGCGCAGGAAAAACAAGGUACCUUUAAGAGGAAACAAUGA